UUAGAUGAAACCAAUUGCACGAGUGGAAUGGCGUAUGGUUAUGGAUUUUAGUCUUAGUCAAAUUGUAGUAAAUUUAACGUUAACAUUACAUAAUAACAUCAGUGUUUGGUUACUAUUUAAGGUUUUAUUAGAACGUUGAUUAAUCUGCUUUGGGCUAAUUUCAUUUUCAAAAUUAUAAAAUAUGAGUGUUGAUGCUUAUGGACCUAGCUCUCAAACCUUGACUUUUCUUGACACGGAAGAAGGGGCUGAUCUUUUAGGUGCUGAUACUCAAGGCUCAGAAUUUGAUUUCACUGAUUUCACCCUUCCUUCACAAACUCAGACUUCUCAACUAGAGCAUCCUCAGGUUCAAUCACGAAGUCAGUUAAAUGGUCCAGAAAUUCCUCUUCAGAAUGGACUUGAUAGAGAUGUUGCUGCUGCUACUCAAGGUUUUGGUGAAUUAACAUUUGAAGAAGAUGAAGAAGACCAAUAUUAUACAAAAGAUCUGCCUGAUCAUGCUUGCAAAUAUUGUGGGAUUCAUGAUCCAAGCUGUGUAGUACAGUGUAAUGUGUGCAAGAGGUGGUUUUGUAAUGGAAGAGGCAACACAUCUGGAAGCCAUAUUAUCAAUCAUUUGGUUCGUGCAAAACAUAAAGAAGUGACUCUUCAUAAGGAUGGGCCUUUGGGAGAAACUGUUCUUGAGUGUUACAGCUGUGGUUGCCGUAAUGUAUUCGUUCUUGGCUUCAUCCCAGCAAAAGCUGAUUCAGUUGUGGUGUUGCUGUGCCGUCAACCUUGUGCAGCUCAAAGCAGCCUUAAAGACAUGAACUGGGAUCCAGAUCAGUGGAAACCUCUUAUUAAUGACCGCACCUUCCUUACUUGGCUGGUAAAAGUGCCUCAAGAGCAGGAACAGCUUCGAGCACGUCAGAUUACAGCUCAACAGAUAAAUAAGUUGGAAGAGCUAUGGAAGGAAAAUGUUGAUGCUACCUUUCAAGACUUGGAAAAACCUGGUGUUGAUGAAGAACCUCAGCAAGUUCUCUUGAGAUAUGAAGAUGGUUAUCAGUAUCAAAACAUUUUUGGGCCACUUGUGAAGAUGGAGGCAGAUUAUGACAAGAAGUUAAAGGAAUCCCAGACUCAAGAUAACAUUGAAGUGAGAUGGGACAUUGGACUGAACAAGAAAAUCAUUGCUUAUUUUACCAUUGCCAAGUCUGAUACAGACAUGAGACUGAUGCAUGGUGACGAACUGAGGCUGCGCUAUCUUGGAGAACUUCACAAACCAUGGUCUGGUGUAGGGCAUGUGAUCAAGAUCCCAGACAAUUACAGUGAAGAAGUUGGUAUUGAGAUGAAAACAAACUUAGGACUCCCUUCUGAAUGUACUUCAAACUUUGUAGUGGAUUUUGUUUGGAAAUCAACAUCCUUUGACAGAAUGCAAGCAGCUUUAAGAAAAUUUGCUGUGGAUGAGACCUGUGUGUCUGCAUAUGUUUACCAUAAACUUCUAGGACAUGAAGUUGAGGAUGUCAUCUUGCGUUGUCAAUUGCCUAAACAUUUUUCUGCUCCAAAUUUACCAGAACUGAAUCGUUCUCAAGUAUAUGCAGUAAAACAUUCACUUCAACGACCUCUUUCCUUAAUUCAAGGACCACCAGGUACAGGUAAAACUGUUACUUCUGCUACUAUUGUUUAUCAUCUGAUGAGACAAAACAAUGGUCCUGUUUUGGUAUGUGCUCCAAGCAACAUAGCUGUCGACCAGCUAACAGAAAAGAUCCAUUUCACAGGAUUAAAGGUUAUCCGUUUAUGUGCAAAGAGCCGUGAAGCUAUCAAUUCACCAGUUUCAUUCCUUGCCUUGCAUAACCAAAUCAGGAACAUGGAAGGCCACUCAGAGUUGCAUAAACUACAGCAGCUUAAAGAUGAGACAGGAGAACUUUCAUCAGCUGAUGAGAAACGCUAUCGAAUGCUGAAAAAAGCCUGUGAAAAAGAACUCUUGGAGGCUGCAGAUGUCAUAUGCUGCACCUGUGUUGGUGCAGGAGAUCCAAGGCUGGCACGCUUCAAGUUCCAUUCCAUUCUGAUUGAUGAGAGCAUGCAAGCUACUGAACCAGAAUGUAUGGUACCUGUUGUUCUAGGGGCAAAACAGUUAGUCUUAGUUGGAGACCACUGCCAACUUGGUCCUGUAGUUAUGUGUAAAAAAGCUGCUCGUGCAGGAUUUUCACAAUCUCUGUUUGAACGACUUGUUGUACUAGGUAUUCGGCCUCUGCGACUUGAAGUUCAGUAUCGUAUGCAUCCUCAGUUAAGCAAAUUCCCAUCAAAUUUUUUCUAUGAGGGUUCACUUCAGAAUGGAGUGUAUGCUGAUGAGAGAAAAAUGAAAGGAGUUGAUUUUCCAUGGCCUCAGCCUGACAAGCCCAUGUUCUUUUAUGCUUGUCAAGGACAAGAGGAGAUUGCUGGCUCUGGUACUUCAUAUUUGAACAGAACUGAAGCAUCUCUGGUAGAAAAACUGACAACUAGGUUUUUGAAAUCUGGUCUGAAACCAGAACAAAUAGGAGUUGUCACUCCUUAUGAAGGUCAACGAGCUUACCUUGUCCAGUACAUGCAGUAUAAUGGUUCCCUUCAUGCUAAACUUUAUCAGGAAAUCGAGGUGGCAAGUGUUGAUGCCUUUCAAGGAAGAGAAAAAGACUUGAUUAUCAUGUCUUGUGUGCGUUCGAAUGAACACCAAGGAAUUGGUUUUUUGAGUGACCCCCGAAGACUUAAUGUUGCUUUAACCAGAGCCAAAUAUGGAAUAAUUAUUGUGGGCAACCCUAAAGUUUUAUCAAAGCAACCUCUGUGGAAUCACCUGUUGACUUUCUACAAGGAAAAUAAAGUGUUGGUUGAAGGUCCAUUAAAUAAUCUUAAAGAGAGCAUGAUUCAGUUCAGCAAACCACGAAAGUUAGUUAACACUGCUAAUCCAGGUGGCCAUUUCAUGAAUACAACAAUGUUUGAUGCCAGAGAAGCCAUGAUUCCAGGUAGUGUGUAUGAUAGAUCAUCUCAUCUGAAUGGAGGCCAAGCUUACUUUAACAGAACACAUGAUCAGAUUUCAUACAUCAGCACUGAUAGAGCCCAAGGAACUGUUACCAACUUGCCUGUGCCUAUUGGAAUGUUCAUGAACAUGGCCCAUAUACCUCCCCGUUUUUAUAAUCAGCAUCAACAAGCCAUGCAGGGGUCGGUAGUGCAAUUAUUGGCCGAUGAUGUGACUACUAUGAUCCAUAGAGAAUUGUCUAAUUUCAUGCAAGAUUCACCACCACUUGGUGUGUCUAACAGGGAGGAUGCAGCUGGGUAUCUUUUUUCCCCUUCCUGA
Molecule: messenger RNA, 3292 nt
Organism: Limulus polyphemus (Atlantic horseshoe crab)
Lineage: Eukaryota; Metazoa; Arthropoda; Merostomata; Xiphosura; Limulidae
Product: regulator of nonsense transcripts 1-like
Exons: 23
Coding region: 182-3292 (1036 amino acids)
Biological process (GO): nuclear-transcribed mRNA catabolic process, nonsense-mediated decay
Cellular component (GO): cytoplasm
Molecular function (GO): RNA binding; RNA helicase activity; zinc ion binding
Source: RefSeq, a predicted model, not a curated record